Molecule: messenger RNA, 1779 nt
Organism: Exophiala mesophila
Lineage: Eukaryota; Fungi; Ascomycota; Eurotiomycetes; Chaetothyriales; Herpotrichiellaceae
Exons: 4
Coding region: 1-1779 (592 amino acids)
Biological process (GO): transmembrane transport
Molecular function (GO): transmembrane transporter activity
Source: RefSeq, a predicted model, not a curated record
AUGGCUGCUGCAUCCUCAACCAGUGCUGCGCCGCCGCCUGAACCUCUGGACUUGGGAGAGGUGUCCCAAGGCCAGACACCUGCUACCAUCAAUUCCAUUGCGAUGCCCAGUCAAGAUCCCAAAGAAGUAGAUGUCUCAUCUCAAUCUCCACUUGAUGAACCUACCCAUUCACGGAGCAUCUUUAGGAUUGCCACUGUUAUGGUCACUUUGUUUUGUACCUUAUUCCUCUCUGCACUCAACACAACGAUUAUUGCCACUGCGAUACCGACCAUCUGCUCCGAUCUUGGUUCUGCUGCUGGCUAUUCAUGGAUUGGCGCUUCAUAUGUCAUUGCCGCCACAGCCGUCGUGUCCAUUUGGGCGAAACUGUCCGACAUCUGGGGCCGCAAACCAUUUCUGUUACUCACUGUGGCCCUCUACUUUGUCAGUUCCAUUGUCUGUGCGCUCUCCAAUAGCAUGGGCAUGCUUAUUGUCGGUCGUGCUCUUCAAGGUAUCUCUGGUGGGGGGUUGGGAUCUCUGGUCAUCAUUGUCAUUUCCGAUCUGUUCAGCAUAAGACGGCGAUCACUCUUCCUCGGUCUUCUUCACGUAACGUGGGCUGUCGCCGGUGGGUUGGGCCCGGUUCUUGGGGGUGCUUUCACAGAGUAUCUCUCAUGGAGGUGGAUCUUUUGGAUCAACCUUCCCAUCUGUGGACCUGCUUUUAUUCUGCUGUUCAUCUUCCUCGACGUUCAUAAUCCGAAAACGGAGCUGGCAAAGGGAAUAAAGGCCAUCGACUGGGCUGGGAGUGUUUGUAUGAUCGCCAUCAUGGUCAUGGUAUUGCUUGGUCUCAACUUUGGAGGAGCGACCUACCCUUGGGACUCACCUAAGGUCAUCUGUCUCGUCGUGGUGGGCGGCUUGAUGACAUUUGCUUUUGUUUUCAACGAAGGUCGAAUCGCUACACAUCCAAUUCUGCCGUUGAAGUUGUUUCGUCGCAAGUCUGAGGCUGCGUGCCUUGCCAUUGGCUUUUUGCAACAUUUUGUUCUGAAUGCUGCAGAAUAUUACCUUCCCCUUUACUUCCAGGCAGUCAGAGAAGCAUCCCCUUUGGGUUCAGGUGUCCUCAUCCUUCCACUGAUCAUCACCGAAGCAUUAACAGCCGUUGCCACCGGUAUCAUCAUUCAUCAGUCUGGUCGAUACAUGGAGUUGAUUUGGGGUGGCGUGGUAUUGCUUACUCUCGGGAAUGGGCUAUACAUCACCUUCGGUGCAGCAUCACCUUUGGGGUCAAUCAUCGCCAUCCAGAUCGUAGCUGGUGUCGGGGUAGGACUUCUCUUCGACCCUCCACUGAUCGCAUUGCAAGCUCUAGUCUCACAAGAAGACACUGCCAUUGCCACAGCAACUCUGAGCUUCGUGCGCAGUAUUGGGGUGUCUUUGUCAAUUGUCAUCGGCGGCGUCGUCUUUCAGAAUGGGAUGGGACUUCAAAAGUCCAAACUGCAAGACCUGGGACUGUCUGUAGAACUUGCUGACGUGCUAUCAGGGCCUUCGGCCGCCAUCAACAUCGAUCUGAUCCGAACAAUCUCUGACCCACUACAAAAAUUAGGUGUCAAGGCAGCAUACGCGCUCAGUCUGAGAAAUCUCUGGAUCCUCUGCACUGGCAUUGCAGCAUGCAGUGUAUUUGCCGUGGCGCUCAUCGCCCGAAAAGACUUGUCCAGAACGCAUACAGAGACACGAACCGGAAUCAAAGAGAAAGGAGGCAACGUACCUACAGAGCUUGUGGAGCGAGAUUCUCGUGCUGCUGCAGAUGGACCAUAG